AUGGCAAGAAACACUUCUUCUUCUACUACUGGUCCUCAAUGGAACCACGACGUGUUCGUGGGGAUUGGCCACUUCGGAGAGGAAAACAUAGAGGGCGCUGAGAAGAUCGAGGACAACUGCCCCAAUGCACUCCACGAGCCGACGUUCGCCUUUGCCCUCGUCGUGUUAUCCAAGAACUAUGUCGAUUCCUACCCGUGCCGGUUACAGCUGGUCAAGAUCCUCGACUGCAAAAGGGUCCACAACCUCGAGGUCAUUCCCAUCUUUUACAUGGAAAGAGAAAAGGUUUUAAAUUUGGCGCGUUGUGACGAAUUAGAACCAGGUCACAGGAAGGCCCUAGAAGAGGCUGAGGAGAUGCCGGGUUGCGACUUGAAAGCCGCCAAUGGGUACGUACCUGUGAUUCUUACUUAA
Eucalyptus grandis is the source of this 408-nucleotide messenger RNA. Its product is annotated as TMV resistance protein N-like. NCBI's taxonomy places the organism in Eukaryota, Viridiplantae, Streptophyta, Magnoliopsida, Myrtales, Myrtaceae. The transcript is spliced from 2 exons. The record is from RefSeq and is a predicted model, not a curated record. Gene Ontology annotation, biological process: signal transduction. Bases 1 to 408 code for a protein of 135 amino acids.